UUUCCGUCCACUCCGGACCCUUCUCCCAGGCUCCCGGUAUUCGGCCACCACUCCAACCAUGGAGCCGAUGGAGCUACCUUUUUCGGCCGAGCCCGACUUCGCCGUAUCUCCCUUCUCCAUCAGCAGCAAUUGGUUACCGGCCGUCGACUCCGACUGGUUUACCUCCGAUGACUUCAACAGCAUGUUCGAGUCGACGAUCGGCGGCUGCGGUCCGCAGCCUGCACAUGGAACUGCACCGGCAUGCGUUGAAUCAGAGAGAGCGGCGACGUCCGACGUCUCCGCCUGCACGGUGGAGCCGCCGGCGAGCGAAAUGGACUGCAAGGGGUUGAGGUCGGUGCACUUGUUAAUGGCAGCUGCGGAGGAAAUGGCCGGAGGGGAGAAGGAAGGGGAAGACCUAGCGUGGGUGAUACUGAUGCGGCUCAGGGAGUUGGUGUCGCCUGGUGAAGGGACCAACAUCGAGAGACUGGCGGGCCACUUCACUCAAGGACUCCAUAACGUCCUGGAGGGCUCGGCCAGUCCGAGACCGGGUUCCAGCCCACCAGCGUCCCCUUUUGAAUUCCUAGCCGCGUUCCAGCUUUUACAGCAGAUGUCUCCCUACAUCAAGUUCGGCCACUUCCUGGCAAACCAGGCGAUCAUCGAAGCCGUCCGUUUCGAACGCGGCGUCCACAUUAUCGACUACGAUAUCAUGGAGGGUUCCCAGUGGCCGCCGCUCAUGCAGGCACUGGUUCACCGGGAAGGCGGUCCUCCCCAGCGCCUGCGCAUCACGGCAAUCACGCGGCCCAAUGACCGCCGAAGGCCUUUCGUCUCCACCGGCGACACCGGCCGCCGGCUGGCCUCCUUUGCGGCAUCCGUCGGUCAGCCGUUCUCGUUCCACCAGUGCCGGCUGGACCAGGAGGAGCGCUUGAGACCAGGCUCGGUCAAACUAUUCAAGGGAGAAGUUCUUCUGGUCAACUGCAUGCUGCAUUUGCCGCACUCAACCAACCACUCGCCGGCGUCCGUCCAAUCACUCCUGAGCUCGGCGCACAAGUUUCACUCCAAGCCUAGGUUGGUGACCCUAGUGGAGGACGAACUGUUGGGGUCGACCUAUGGAGAAGGGCACCUUUUGGGUCGCUUCAUGGACUUGCUGCACAAUUACUCAGCCAUCUAUGACUCGUUGGAAGCGAGCUGCCCGAGCCAAGGCCGUCCCUGGGGCUUGGUCGAGAGUGCCUUGCUCGGUCCUAAGAUAGAGGGUUCGCUGGCUUGCCUCUUUGACAAGACUCAGGCGCAAGGUUCCAAGUGUUCCGAGUGGAUGAUGGAGUCCUUCUCCUUCCAGCCUCAGCCCAUAAGCACCUUCAACCAUUGCCAGGCCAAGCUGCUGCUUGGCUUGUUCAAUGACGGCUAUCGUGCGGUGGUCUACGGAAACAAGGUCCUGCUUGAAUGGAAGGGCAGGCGCCUUCUUACCGCUUCUAUUUGGUCGCCUUCCACCUGAUUGAUAUAUAUAUAUAUAUAUAUAUAUACAUAUAUUACAAAAUAACACGAUAGGUAAAUGAUAUACUUGAGCAUGUGACAUUGUAUAUACGAUAUGUUGAAAUGCGCAUACUAAAAGCUGCAUAUACCAUGCACAGACAAAAGUACAGGGCAGCAAGAGUAGUCUUAUAUCGGGAUUACAUUGCUGAUGCAUAGUAUUGACGUGAAAUCUGUAAAUUGUAUUAUGUGAAAUAAUAUUUUGAUUUGUUUGUGGGC
Nymphaea colorata (pocket water lily) is the source of this 1722-nucleotide messenger RNA. Its product is annotated as protein NODULATION SIGNALING PATHWAY 2. NCBI's taxonomy places the organism in Eukaryota, Viridiplantae, Streptophyta, Magnoliopsida, Nymphaeales, Nymphaeaceae. Gene Ontology annotation, biological process: regulation of DNA-templated transcription. The transcript has a single exon. Bases 59 to 1468 code for a protein of 469 amino acids. Gene Ontology annotation, cellular component: nucleus. Gene Ontology annotation, molecular function: DNA-binding transcription factor activity; sequence-specific DNA binding. The record is from RefSeq and is a predicted model, not a curated record.